Poecilia reticulata (guppy) is the source of this 4557-nucleotide messenger RNA. Lineage: Eukaryota; Metazoa; Chordata; Actinopteri; Cyprinodontiformes; Poeciliidae. The record is from RefSeq and is a predicted model, not a curated record.
CCUCUACAUAUUUUAAUGGGAUUUUAGCAGAUGGGCUGACUCAAAAUAGUGUUUAACUGUAAUGUUGAACAAAAACAACUUCUUUUUUUUUCAAAUGUGAAAACAAAAACCUGAAAAGUGUGGCAUGCAGUUGUAUUCCACCCCAUUCAUGCUUCUAAAUCAAAUCCAAAGCAACCGGUUUCCUUCACCAGUCACUCUAUUUACUUUAUACCCAGCUUACAGUUUUCAAGAAAUCAUUUAAGGGACACAGCAAAUAUGUAAAUGUUAAAUUUUAUAAUCUAAAGUCCUUUGUAAAGCAAAGCUACUUUUACUCCCUUUAUUAGUAAUCUGAUGUUAAGAUGCUCUCAGGAAGGAGAUAUUUCGCUUUUUUGUGCUUUAAUAUUAUUGUAAAGACAAUAUGUCAGUAGUUUCACAGACAUGAAGAGGAGCUGAUGUUUUUAAAUAACAAAGGCCUGUAAAUAAAAGUGGGUUCAUGUCGUCGCUUUAAGUGUUUCACAUUAAACUUGCAAACUAUAGUGAAAGAAAAUGAAGUAGCGCUCCACAGCACCGACUAGCCAACACACCGACGCAAAGUGCCGACCCAGAGCUUGCAGUCGGUCGUUGACUUCACAAGCCGUUCACAGUCUGAUUUAAGAUACAUCUGAAAUUAAACGCAGAGCCUGACAGGAUGUUUUCACAGCUUCUCGCCACACCAGCCGAGUUCUUCACGUGAUGCAGAACCGACACGUCUCUCACAGAAGACUUUGAUGGAUUUUUUUUUUCUUGCUGCCACACACAGUCGCCACUUCAGAGAAAAAAAAUUCUGCUUUGUGCUACACUUAAUUUCUAACUGAAGGGAUCCAGGUUACUAUUUUGAACGUCUUAACUGCAUGCAGAAGUGGUAAAACAGCGCCACCCUGAGGAGAACAAUAUGAACUGUGUUGGUAAGACAACUUUUUGCUCUUUUUGGUUUUCUGUGAAAUGUGUCUUCAUGUUAAAUUAUAACAUUAUACGUCAUUUACUGUGAGAACUUCACCAUGGUUCUCUCACCCUUAUGACAGUCACAAGCUUCAAAAGUGAAAUCGCACCAUUAAAAUUGAACAGAACAGAAAUAGAAUGUUCUUAAUUUUCCCUUGGUGAGGGAAUUAAUAAAUCUAAUAUAUCUUAAUCAAGCUAAACAGAGAUGUUAUUGUCCGUGAUGCAUAAUGAGGCUGGAAAAGAAAAAAAAAACAAAGCGAAAAUGAAAGGUCUUAUGAGUUAAAUGUGUAACCAAGACGACGGGAAAUCAGGAAACACAAACCUCUGAAACCACAAGGAAAAUCCUACUUCAUCAAAACAGUUGAACUCAUGUGAAACUGAAAAUUAGGAAGAAGCAAAACAAAAAAAAUCAAACAUUUUAUCUUGAAACAAACAUUUACUGUCUACUAGCUGAUCUGUCAUGCUUUUUGUUACCUAUUAUCCUCUCAAAACAUCUUAGUUGACUUCCAACAGCAACUGGUUGCUCUUCAGCUCAAACCCUGUGUCGCACUACAAGCACAAUAAAUACAUUUUAACUCAAAAAGGUUGAAAAUCCUGCGUCGUUUUCCUUCAGCUCAGCCCCACUUUGUGUUGGUUUGUGACUUAAAAUCUCGAAAAAAUACGUCGACGUUUGUGGUGGCAAUGUGUCAAAAUGCGAGAACUUCGAAAGGAACGCUACGCAAGGCCGUGUAUUUUCAGUUUUUAUUUUCUGGGUUUUUUAAAAAAAAAUUUUAUAGAUCAACGCAGGUAGAAAAAACAAGCUUCACAUCUGCUGGCCUGGUUUAGGCUGUGAAACCACAAGCAGAUCACCUCUAGCUGUUGCUUGCAAGGGUGUGAAAAGUCUCCCCCCACGGUGGGACACUGCAGCCAACCUCUUAACACGCCAGGCUACUUUUUUUUUUUAGACUUUAUUGUACAUUUCUGGCAACUUUAAUCAUUUCUAGUAUUAAAAUAAAGCUUAUCAUGUCAACCUUUGUGCCAUGAUAGCGCUUGCUUUGCUCUGCUUCAUUUUAAGGUCUAAAAAGUUCAUGUUGAUGCCUCCUAGAAGAUGCUUGCUGUUGAUGUUUUCCUCUUUAAGACACCAGAGGAAGUGUGCACUGUAAAAAAAAAAAAAAAAGAAAAGAAACAAGCCCCGCAGCACAUGUACGUGGCAAGACAGGAAAUAACCUCAAUGUUGGAAAGUUCUGCUCAAAGCGAUGAGGACGAUGAAGAAGAUGGCCUCGCUGCUGAGCGUCUGUGUGUUUCUGCUCUGCUGCUUCGCCGUUGUCGCCUCACAAGGUUGUGACCGUCUUGUUGCAGUGGGUGAAAACUUCAAUGUUUCUUCGGGAUACAAACCACAACCUACUGAGAAUCUGAAGUGGAAAUUUAAUGGCAAUAUACUAUUUUUUAAAAGAUCAGGAAAAGUAAUUGCAGGUAAACCUGAUGAUAUUAAUAAUGACGGAUCCCUCAAACUGACAAAUCUGAAGAUGAACCAAGCAGGACGUUACACCAGUGAGGUUUUUGAUAUCAAUGGAAAAGAACGGGCCACAAAGACCACAAAUCUAUGUAUACUGGACCCCGUGAAGAAGCCCACGUUAAAUAUUACCUGUCUGGCCUCAGAGGUCGUCUUUACCUGCAGUCAUGAUCCGCAACCUGAUGGUACAAAACAAUAUGACACCAUACAUUACAAAUGGUUCCUGAAUGACUAUAUGAUCAGCAAUGAAACAGAAACCUCCAUGAAAAGAAAAGUGGCAGAAACUAAAAACCUGCCUGUUUCCUGUGAAGUUGGCAACAAAGUCAGUUCUGCAAAAAGUGACUCUUUGACUCACACCUGCAUUGAACCUGUGAAAAAGCCUGAAAUAAAUGGAACAUGUAAAGAUUCAGAGGUCAUCAUUACCUGCCUUGCACCUCAGCAGCCUGAUAAUGCUCAGUUCAAGUGGCUCCAGGAUGGCGAAGUCAUCGUCAACGAAACAGAAAUGUCUCUGACAAUAAGCUCUGCAGAAAGCAAAAACAAGAAUUUCUCCUGUGAAGUUUACAACCAGGCCAGUUCUGAAAAAAGUGUCUCCUUUAGUCACAGCUGUGUUGGCUCUACUUUUCUAGGCCUCCCAGUGGAGCUCUUUGGAGUUAGCAUCUGGGUUUAUAUUGGUGGUGGAGCAGGUGUUUUAGUUCUGAUAAUCAUCAUCAUCAUUCUGUGUUGUGUUGAAUGUAAGACGAAAAGAAGGAAGAACGAUGAGGCGGAGCUUGAGUACCGAGCAGCAGGACGUUCUUCGUGACUAUAUGAUGGGCACCGUUCUGUCAAAUUUUAAUUAGAGUUUGAUGGGUUAAUUGAUAGUAACCCGUCCUCCCCCUGAAACAUACUUCACAUAUAUCAUAUGAUGGGAACUUUGUGACCUCCUAACCUCCCUCAGUGACCAUCUGCUCACCAUUAACUCCUCCCAAACUCAAAGCCCACAGAUAGCUAGAAUAAUUGUAAGUAAAUAAUGAAUAAAUAAAUAUGCUAUAUUCUAAACCAUGUUGAAAUAGAUUAGAAAUGUUGUAACUACCUAUGGUUUUAAACAGAUUGUCUUCUUGAUACACAGUGUUGGUAUUAAAUGCCUUUAACUUUUGUUCCAUAAGAGACGGAGAAACCAGAGAGUCUUGCUGCGUGUGCGUGCCUGUGUAUCUGUCCUCAAGCAUAAGAAACCCGCAGGAUAUGUCUGACAAUCAUUCAGACAAUAGCUUACGGUGCAUUAUUUGGUGUUGGACUACAGAUAAGUGCUGGAUCAUAACAGGAUAUUAUAUAACCUAUAGCAAGGAAGAGGGGCUGACCUCUAAUCCUGAAGCCGGUGAUGGCUGCCCCAGGAUACAUUAGGCAAACCUUCUGAAGGAAAAAUCAUACUCUUUAACAGGACAUAAGAAAACCUAUAGCAUGGGAAGCGGGGCUGACCUCUGCCCUGCACACCAAAGCAUUUGUGUGUGUGUGUGUGUGUGUCCCUGCAUAAGAGCGGGUAGAUGCCUCUGAAGGAAAACAACAGUUUAACUGUAGCACGACUAGUCAGUGCUGUCUGAGUUUGUAAUUUCCUUCAUCCGUUCUGAAAACAGUCGCUUAAAUUUUAAACUCUAUAGAUACUUUUCUGUAACACCUCCUAGUGUGAUACAUUUCAGUAAAAGUUCCUUAUCUGUAAUUGUAUUUCUUAAGAAAAUGACAGGUAGUAAACAUGCCCAGGUGAGGCUACUCAUAUUUAUCUUUCAGUUUUCCCCAAAGUUGAAAGUUUUUACAGUGCACAACCACCCUCCAAGAGUUGCUUCAACAUGGUAAAUUGUUUUGUUACCUUUAAAAUUAUCUACAGCUUUUGUCUCUGACUGAUACGCUGCAUGUUUUUCUUGGUCCUAAUGAUUCUUUCCCUCCAUCCAAUAUCUUACACGCUUAAGUGUGUUCACUAACAAAAUAUAGUACACCUGUAGUUGUUGAAGGUUCCAUUACUAAAGCUUAGAAAUGAUCAAUGUCAACCAUACGUCUGUAUUAAAAUAUUUAGUACAAUUUGUAUUAUUUAGAUUUGAUGUUUUGAUGUGAGCACUUGGAUUUCUAUCAAUUUAUUGAAU